CUUUUAUCUGUAGUUAUACUCGAUAUAUAGUUGAAUGCACUGUGGAACUUUUUUUGAAUUUUUUUCUAUUAUAAGAUGGGCGACGAGUGUGUAAGCUUUUCGUGGACUUACAGACAACUUCUACCAAUGUUACUGAUACUGGGAACGUUCAGUUAUAUGGGGCAGUGUUCACUGAGUCCACCAGCUCUCCUCAGUAAAUCCUACCCUCGAGGGAACCACUGGGCAGUGGGUCAUUUAAUGGGGAGGAAGAGCGUUGAGAUGUUGCCUGAACCUCCGGUAUACGAACAGGACGGAGACGAUCCACUGACCUCCUUGGAACGAAGGGAGAUACCGCUGGAGCAGCCGCAGUACCCCUCCAAACUAGACCGGGACGUGUUCGGGUCAAGUCCCGCCAACCGGAGACUUCAGGGGCCCCACGGCGCCGACAGACGCCAUCUGGAGAGGACGAGAUCGAGGGAAGAGGUUCGGGUGAAACCCCUGAGAGAGAUGCCGGACUUGCUGCUGCUUGGUUUACACCUGAAGAAUGGGGGUUCCACAUGAACCCACUGUUCAAUGCAUUAUAGCUGCACGUGUCAUGUUACACAUAUUAAAUCCUUCAGAGAAUCACAACAAAUCACUCUUAUCAUUUAUCAGUAGCCUUCCAUUUUAUAUUUUGAUUUUUUUUGUCCAGGUUUUCAAUCGCUACAGCAGUAGGCCUACAUUUCCAAUAAGUUAUGCCUAUAUAUUUUUGAACUACGGGUUAGUGAAUAAAAAUAUAUAUUUUUAUUUUCAGUGUACGGUGGAAUGUUUAUUAUGGAAUGUCAUUGUUUUACCCUAUUUAAUUUGCAAUCCUGAAUUGCAGUAUUGGGAAGUUCCCCCUAGUGUGUGACUUUAGGCUCACCCUAUAAAGGCUUAUCUCAAUUCAUGCCCGGCUGUAGUAGCGGGUUCAUAACACUAGAUGGCAACAGAUAUGCGCUUUACAAUUGAGGAUAGAAUAGGACCAAAUUUGAGAGCUCAUUUAAAAAAUCUAAGUCAUAAUAUUGUUGCACACAUUUUAAAAGCAUUAUCUUUGAAUGAAAAGCAAAGGAAAAGAGUGAUGAAUUAACUGCAAUGACAUGCAAUUAUGUAAAUAAUUAAUGAUAAAUGAUAGGCUACUUCUUUACUGAACAAAUUAGCCUUAGGUUUGUUGUUGGAUUUUCGGCCCAUGUAUUAUGUCUGUAUUUAUGUAUUGACUCCAUAUAUUUUCUACUUAAUGCUGAUCAAUCAUUUAUCCUAACUCA
Molecule: messenger RNA, 1259 nt
Organism: Gadus chalcogrammus (walleye pollock)
Lineage: Eukaryota; Metazoa; Chordata; Actinopteri; Gadiformes; Gadidae
Gene: grp
Product: gastrin-releasing peptide
Exons: 3
Coding region: 76-540 (154 amino acids)
Biological process (GO): neuropeptide signaling pathway
Molecular function (GO): neuropeptide hormone activity
Source: RefSeq, a predicted model, not a curated record